Molecule: messenger RNA, 2220 nt
Organism: Rotaria sordida
Lineage: Eukaryota; Metazoa; Rotifera; Eurotatoria; Philodinida; Philodinidae
Source: the annotation of a GenBank genome assembly
AUGAAUGGAUCAUCUGUUCAAUUGAAUGAUUUACCUGAUGAACUUCUUAUGUUUAUUUUCAAACAAAUGAACAAUGUUGAAGUUCUUUAUUCUUUAUUCGGUGUCAAUGAACGAUUGAAUUCAAUUCUACAAGAUCCAAUUUUUACAAAUCGUUUGAAUUUUUUGAAAUGGUCUUCAAAGAAAUUUCUCAAUAUAUUUUCUCCUGAUAUUAUAUUUGAUCGAUUUUGUUUACAAAUUUUACCAGCAAUUCAUGAGAAAAUUCAAUGGCUUGAUAUUGAAUCAUCAUCUAUGAAACAAAUACUAUGUGCUGCUAAUUAUUCUAAUUUAUAUGGACUGGGUCUAUUCAAUAUCGAAGAAGAAACAAUUAAAAAUCUUUUCACUGAUGUAAAUCUUUCAUCUGAUCUUUUUAAAAAUCAAAUUACCAGACUUCUAAUUACAGUUGAUACUAAUCAGAAUCUGAAGCAUUAUUUAACAAUGAAAUAUAUAUGCAAUCAUAUAUUUGAUGUGUUUAAAAAGUUAACUCAUUUAAUAUUUUCUCAAUCAUCAUAUCAAAAUAUGGUUGGAUUACCAUUUAUUUAUCCACCGAUCAAUUUUUGUUCUUCAACUCUUUUGGUAUUGAAUGUUAAGAUUAAUCAUUUUGAGACAUGUUUAUGUUUUCUCGAUGGUCGUUUCAAUAAACUUCACACACUCAUUGUGGAAUCAGCUGACAUUUGCUCAUUAGGAGAAAUUGAAAAUAAAGGAGAUGUACCAAGUCUAAUGUGUUUUUCCUUAUCUUGUGUUGGGCCAAUAGACUAUUACGAUAAAUUGAUUCUUCCAUUACUAUAUCGAAUGUCAAAUUUAGAAAAACUUAAUCUAUCUCUUUCAAUUUCAGUUGAAGAAACAUUGAUUGAUGGAUAUCAUUUAAAAAAUAAAAUUCUUAAUCAUAUGUCACGAUUAAAUCAAUUUACAUUUGAUAUUCAUUCGAUGAUGAAUAUUAAUAAUGAAAUAAUUUUACCAUCAAAAGAAGAUAUUCAAAACACAUUCAAAGAUUUUCAAUAUACACAAAUAAUAUCUUAUAUGAAUCAUUUUCUAGAAAGAAAGGAAUGCCAAUGUCAUAUUUAUACAUAUCCAUCUCAAAUAUCAUAUUAUCAAUAUAUAUCAAAUCAAUUUCCAGGUGGAUAUUAUCCAUAUGUUCGUAUUGUAUCAUUAUAUGAUGAAUAUCCUUUUGAACAUGAAUUUUUUCUUCAAUUGGUUCAAUCUUUCCCAUUUAUAGAAAAAUUAGUGUUAAUUAAUCGCAAAUCACAACAACACCAACAAUCUUAUAAAUCAAUGAAUAACAGUUGUCAUUUAUCAAUCGUUGAAUAUUCUCGUCUUAUUGAACUUGACAUUGAAUAUGCUUGUGAUGAUUAUAUUGAAGAAUUUCUAUGUGAUACAAAAACAUGUUUUCGAAAGAAUAUUUCUCUUCGUAUUCUUGAUCACUCUUUAUUAAGAGUAACAGAAAAUUUUACAAGAGAAGAUACUCGAAUGAAUUGUACCAAAGUUGGUCCUCAUCCUCCAUUUAAUUCUGAUCCACAAGAUUCUCCUGGUCUUGAAAGUCAAAUGGAUCCCAAGCCCGAUUAUGAAUACUUAUCAUACAAUGGGUCAGGCAAACUUCAAGGCAAAAUAGCUAUCAUUACAGGUGAUGAUAGUGGAAUCGGACGAGCAGUUGUCUUAGCAUUUGCUCGCGAAGGUGCUACCGUUGUCAUUUCGUAUUUGAAUGAGACUGAAGAUGCUGAAGAAAUUCAAGCAGUCAUUCAGAAAGAGGGACACGAAUGUAUUUUGAUUAAGAUAAUCAAUGAAACAGUAACGAGAUUCAAACGUAUCGAUAUUCUUGUCAAUAAUGCAGCUUAUCAAGGCAAAAGUCUCAACGAGUCCAUCGAAGGUAUGAGUCAUGAUCGAGUAUUAUACACAUUCAAAACGAAUAUUAUUGCCAUGUUCGAUCUAACUCGCUUAGCCAUCCCUUAUAUGCCCAAAGGUUCAUCCAUUAUUAAUGUUGGUUCUAUUCAAGCUUACCAACCAUCGGCAGAAAUUCUUGAUUAUGCCACGACCAAAGCUGCCAUUGUUGGUUUUACAAAGGGUCUCGCUAUGAAAAUGUUGGAAAAAGGUAUUCGAGUUAACUGUGUUGCUCCUGGCCCUGUUUGGACACCACUCAUAGUUUCAAGUUUUCUAAAGAAACAAUUAACCAAUUUGAAGCGGAUGUAA